AGUGGCUCGUGCGCAUGCCGCGUAACGGAAGAGGCUAAAGCGGAAGUGCACCACGCGCGCGGCGGUUUGCAACCAAAGCUCGAGGGCUCGAAAGUGACCGCGGCGCCACACCCACCCUCACGCGCGUCUACACGCACGUCGACACACGCGCGCCUGUUCACGCCUCGUCGCGGACGGACUCGCCAGGAAUGGAGGAAGAGGAGCAGCGGCGCGCCCUCGUGCUCCUGCUGACGUACGCGCUGCUGAAGCGCAGGAGAGACUUGAACAACGCGCACGCCCAGAGGCGCGCCGAGGUCCAGAGGCGCGUCCGACACCGGCAGCACUUCUUCCAGAGACAGAGGAGGAUGCUCAUGAUGAUGAUAGCGGGAGGCGUCCGCUCCGACGUCCGCAUCCGCACGCGCCCCUGGACCACCACGCAGAGCACCGAUUGGUGGGAGCGCGUGGCGAUGACGGAAUUCCAGCCGCCCGAUUGGCUGGACAAGUUCCGCAUGAGCCGGGAGACGUUCUUCUACCUGUGCGACGAGCUGAGGCCCCGCCUCGCUCGCCAGGACACCAGCUUCCGCCUGGCGCUGCCGGUGGAGAAACGCGUCGCCGUGGCCCUGUGGCGCCUGGCGUCGAACGUCGAAUACCGCACCAUCAGCGCCCUGUUCGGCGUGGGCAAGUCCACCGUGUGCAGGUGCGUCAGGGACAUGUGUCACGCCAUCGUGGCGCUCCUCAGCGCCGUCUACCUGCGGCCCCCCGGCGAGCCGGAGCUGGAGGCCUCGGCCCAGCUCUUCCUGUCCAAAUGGGGCUUUCCUCACUGCGUUGCCGCCAUCGCCACGCUCCACACCGCCAUCAUCACCCCAUCCAACAACGCGUCGGACUACGCCAACCCAGCCGGCUGGCUCUCAGUGCAGUCUCAGGUGGCGGUCAGCGGCCGAGGGCAAUUCUGGGACGUAUGUGCCAGUUUCCCAGGCGGGACGGACCCGGCUGACAUCUUCCAGAACUCGUCGCUGUGGGCCACAGCUGCAGGUGGCGGCCUGUCACCGGCCACGCCCCCGGCCUUCAUGGGAAAACCGCUCAGGUAUGUGCUGCUGGGGGAGGCCUGCUACCCGCUCCAGAGCUGGCUGAUGAAGGCCUAUCCUGAGGAAAAGGGCCGCAGGGCCGGCCACCCGGCGCCGGCCGAGCCACGGCGGCUCUUCAAUCGACGGCUCGCCCGGGCGCUGCGCUCCUCCUCCGAGGCGCUGCUGAGGUUGAGGGCCCGCUGGCAGUGCUUGAGCAAGAGGAACGACUGCGGACUGGACCUGGUGCCCACCAUGAUUCUAGCCUGCUGCAUUCUGCACAACGUGUGCGAGUCCCACGGGGACGCCUUCAAGGCCGAGUGGCAGGUGGAGGUGGCCGAGGCAGAGAGCCCUCAGCCCAGCCACAGGCAACCUCCCUCCACCGGCGUCGACCAAGGCCGUGCUGAGGAGACCCGAAACCUCUUCUGUGACUAUUUUCAGGAGCAGAACAUGUGAAGACGUUAUUUGAAUCCUGGUAAAAAUGUGUACUUGCAUUAUAUUUAUUUUGAACCUUAUUUUGAAAAUAAAUCAAAUCCGACAAUGUCCUCGAAACAAGUGAGAUGAUCUAAAAUAAUAAUACAUCUUGGGGAAAAGUAUUUAUUUAAUUUAGGCAGGAACACAUGUUUACUUUGGUGCCUCCUUCUGGUCAAGGGUGGUCAGGGUGUAAACACAGCUAAGUUGUAUUUGUCUAAUGUGUAUUACGCAUCACAAGCCCGAAGGGACUACUAUCAUGGCGAUAUACUUUCUGUAUGCAUCAUGACUGCAUGAUGUGCUCUUUAAUUUAGUUUUGUAUAUUUUUAUGUCGUGCAUCAUUGCAUAAAGAUUGCAGUUUUGUUUUAACUAUAGGGUUAUUGCGUAUGGUUUCAUCUAAUCUUUGAUUCUGAUGGUGUGUCAUGUCAACAUUUGUUACACAGUUGUUAGAAGAAAAGAAAAAAAAGCUACGUUUCUUGAAACCAAAAUGGACCAAUUAUUGGACGAAUAUUGUGAAUCGGUGUUACAUGCAGUUCAGCUUCAGGACCACAAGAUGCCACUACAGUAC
Molecule: messenger RNA, 2079 nt
Organism: Cyclopterus lumpus (lumpfish)
Lineage: Eukaryota; Metazoa; Chordata; Actinopteri; Perciformes; Cyclopteridae
Product: protein ANTAGONIST OF LIKE HETEROCHROMATIN PROTEIN 1
Exons: 4
Coding region: 189-1496 (435 amino acids)
Source: RefSeq, a predicted model, not a curated record